CGUUUAAAGCCAACCCACCCACCCAGCACACAAGUUGAUAGCGCCGUCAUCCGAAUUCGAAGAUGGCGGCAGUUAGAGCUGAGAAAGAGCGUCUCAACCAUCUCUUAGGUUCUCACCUCACCACCAUCCAUGAAACCCUACAGCUUUUGGAUCAAACUCCUCCAUCUUCUUCCUUCGAUGCCAAAGUCACCUGGGAAGAUGUCAUUAAGAUGUCCGAACAAGUUUCUAAACAAGCCACCACAGUUGGAAUGCUUUGGACUGGAGACCAACCGGAUUCAAAAGCAAUUGAGGAAACUAUGACAUCCUACUUCAAUAAUCUACAAGGUUUUCUCUUGAUUUCUCAUGGCAGCAAGAUAGGUGCAGGGCCUACUUUGUCUUCGAGUAUUCAUGAAUCUGUCAAGCAAGUUGUUGAUUCCAGCUUCAGGUUGAUGAAGGAAACUGUCUCUUUUUAUGGUUCCCGUCAAGAAGGCCAGAAACAAUCAGUUCCGCAACUGGUAGGUGCUGUGUGGGAAGCGUGUUCUGCCCUCAAAAAGACUCCCACAUCAAAUAUUACAGCAAUUGGGCGAGGAAUGACAAAGGUUGCGGUUUCAGUGAAGGAUGUUCUACGCGAGAUGAAAGAAUUAAAACCAGAUUCUAGUGAUGAUCUUGUUGACAAGAGUUGUGCAGAAACAGAGUCAUUAUCAAGUGAAGGUGAUCUUGGGAAUGACCUAUCACCAGAAGAGAUGAAAGUGGCUGAAAGAACCAUUGUGGUUGUGUCUGACAUGCUAUCAGUCUUGAAAGAACUUAUUCGCUCCAUCACAGGCUUGAUUAAGAUGGAAAAACCAAGCGACAAUAGUAGUUUUGUAGAUUCACUUGAAAAAUUGUUGCAGCUUUGUCAGGAACUUGGUCAACAGAUUGAUGAGAUUGGAGCUUGCCUCUAUCCCCCGCAAGAGAUUUCUUCCAUCGAGGCUGCACUGGAGAAAAUCAACAGCAUUAUUGAUGUUCUGCAAGUGGAAUUAGGAGGACUUCAAGGUGCCUCAGAUGCAUUUCUGGAGGCAUGCAAUGGUUUGAGGAGCUCAUUGAGAGAGCUUGCAUCUGAACUAAGUUGCUCUAAUACUGCUGAUAUAGAAGCCAGAGUGGAAAAUAUAACAUUAACCGAUAAGUAGACUCUUGUUUGUACCUUUUUUGUGUGCAAUAAUUUUGACCAAGUAGAAUUUGUGUAGAAUUUCUGAAAUGAUCCUGUUGAUGAUUUUCUCUAUAUAGAUAUAAGUAUAUUUUUGUUUCUUGUAAACCACUUCUUUUAGUUUUUAUUUUGCCCAGGAUACUGUAAUUUUUGCCGAGUAUUUGUCUCCAAAGGUCCAACGUUAAUCGAAUUGCGUUCCAAAUUUAACAUUUCAA
This is a messenger RNA of Trifolium pratense (red clover), 1377 nucleotides long. RefSeq lists its product as uncharacterized. Gene Ontology annotation, cellular component: nucleus. Lineage: Eukaryota; Viridiplantae; Streptophyta; Magnoliopsida; Fabales; Fabaceae. The coding region runs from base 63 to 1145 and encodes 360 amino acids. Gene Ontology annotation, biological process: regulation of cell cycle. The record is from RefSeq and is a predicted model, not a curated record. The transcript has 3 exons.